Lymnaea stagnalis (great pond snail) is the source of this 1024-nucleotide messenger RNA. The record is from the annotation of a GenBank genome assembly. Lineage: Eukaryota; Metazoa; Mollusca; Gastropoda; Lymnaeidae.
GAACGUCUGCAGGGUUUCACUAUUGAAGCCUUUGACCCGUAUGGAAAUCAAGUGUUCCAAUACACUGAUACUCAACCAAGUCCCCAACAAGUUUAUUAUGUGAUGUCUUCAUCCAUCAAGCAAAUGGUCAGCCAGGUAAAAAUAUCAUUGCCUCAGACAUAUGGAGAUGGAUACAUCACCCUUAGUGAAGUGGAAAUAUAUGGAGGUAGGCUUAUAUGUUAUGAUAGUUCACACUUUGAGAAAGUGGAUAUAAAGGGAGUAGGCUUGUAUUCAGAAUAUUUGAGUACAUUGGAUGAUUCUCUUUGCGGUAACCGUUUAACCUGUAGCUGAUGGAAAAUAACCUAUUUUGGUUAAUAAUAUAGAUCCAGAGAACUUUGUCACGUAGAUGGAAAUACAUGAUAACAUGAUGUGCAAAAGAGGCCUAGUGAAUAGAUUACGAAGAUCAUUAGAUUAUGUAUAUAAAAUUAGAACUCAAAAUGUCUUUAAUAAGAGCGCCAUUGAUUCGUAAGCUCUUGUUCAUCUCAUAAAAGAAAGGUGGUAAAUACGCUUGGUGAAAAAUAAUGACAUAAUUUAAAUAGGUAAAAAAGAAAUAAAGGCAUUGACAAAUAGGCAAGAAUUAUUGACAACCCUAGUGUUAACUUAAGUCACCAGUUUGUCAAAAUCAAAAUUAAAAGCUAUAUCAUUACUCUAGGUAACCUAAUGUAGGCCUACUGCGUUAAAAUCAACAAAUACUUAUUAAUAAACGUAAACUUUAUUAAGAGAGAAAAACACACAAAAGUCUAUCCUGAGAAUAAAAUUGAUUUUUUUUCAAAUUCAAUUAUUUAAAAAAUUGAUAUUUCUUUAUUUCUUUGUGUACGUACUUUCAACACUGUUGUCUUCAAGUGAUAAAAAUACCUAUUUUUUAUAUUAACUAAUCAUCUUAAAAAUAACAGAUUCGGCCUGUCAUCGUGAUUAUUAUGGACCACGGUGUGAGGAUCAGUGCAACUGUGCUGUUAAGAGUGAACAAUGUUUUGUCAGUAGUGGA